Trichogramma pretiosum is the source of this 488-nucleotide messenger RNA. It is a transcript of the gene bcn92, whose product is annotated as LYR motif-containing protein 4. The transcript is spliced from 2 exons. Lineage: Eukaryota; Metazoa; Arthropoda; Insecta; Hymenoptera; Trichogrammatidae. Gene Ontology annotation, cellular component: L-cysteine desulfurase complex; mitochondrion. The record is from RefSeq and is a predicted model, not a curated record. Gene Ontology annotation, biological process: iron-sulfur cluster assembly. The coding region runs from base 24 to 284 and encodes 86 amino acids.
UAGUAUCACAAACUGACGGCAUCAUGGCAAGCCGAAAAGUUGUUCUAAAUCUUUAUCGUGAUUUGUUGAAAGAAAGCAAAAAGUGGGCGAGUUACAAUUACAGAGAGUAUGCUCUAAGAAAAAUACGGCACGAAUUCCGUCAAAACAAAGCCUUGGAAGACUCGACGAAAAUCAAUGAGUUUUACAACAAAGGACUAGAAUCUCUGGAAAUGUUGAAAAGACAAGUGUUGAUUGGCAAUCUGUACAAAACCGACAAAUUAGUUAUAGAAAUGAAGAACAAGUGAGAUCCCAGGACUAAUUGUUGUUUAAGUUCACUGAAUAAGACUGUAAAUAUAUUGAAAAUAAAACGAUAGGAUAUGGCACUCUCUGAAAAACUCGUCGUUCCUUUUUUAUGAAAAGUGAGCACAACGUUGUUGAUAUGAUAUUAUGUUUUAUUUGUUUUGUGAAUAGUUGUGACAUUUAUAGCUCAAUCAAAAAAUUUAUUAUAU